This is a messenger RNA of Salvelinus fontinalis (brook trout), 1527 nucleotides long. RefSeq names its product leucine-rich repeat-containing protein 3-like. The record is from RefSeq and is a predicted model, not a curated record. Gene Ontology annotation, molecular function: protein binding. Lineage: Eukaryota; Metazoa; Chordata; Actinopteri; Salmoniformes; Salmonidae. The transcript is spliced from 3 exons. Gene Ontology annotation, cellular component: extracellular matrix. Bases 190 to 1218 code for a protein of 342 amino acids.
ACUCAGAGGAGUGGUUGUGAUUUUACUGUCUCAUACUUCUGAAUACCGGUUAUGAUGACAGCCGGUUUAACAUAUGACGCGCUGUCAUGAGAUUAACUAAAACGAGCACAUCGGAGUCGGACCGAACCCAAAGAAGAGUCAACAUCGUCUCGUGUGAAUUCCAACUUGAAUCAUAUUUUUUGCGGUUACAUGUUACAGGCUCAGCUGGCCCUGUCGUCUCCCUCUGCAUCUGGGGUGGGUCUGAGGCUAUGGUGCCCCAGCGGAAGGACUGGAUGUCAUGGUGGUGCACCGGGGAGAGGGAUUGAGAUUACUAGGAGAGAGGGUUCACAGGGGAAAUGGAUGGGGACAGGGGAGUGGAAAGAGAGAGGGCUGGAGCCGAGCCUUGGGAAAAGGCUGGGACCGAGCCUGGGUCGAGGCCUGCAGAGAGAGUUUGGAAGCUGGCUGUUCACCCUGCCUUUCCUGCUCCUUCUCCUCCUCCCCCCGGUGUUCCCCCAGUGCCCUGACAGCUGCCACUGUGUGUGGGAGAGCAGCAUGGUGCUAUGUACGGACGCUGGGCUCCGUGAGUUCCCCCAGGGCCUUCCUCCGGACACCGUCACACUACACCUGGAGAGAAACUACAUCCGCUCGCUCCCCGAGGGAGCUUUCAGGGAGCUGACCCACCUGAGGGAGCUGUAUCUCUCCCACAACCACAUCGACACCCUCUCCUCCGGGGCCCUGCGACACCUGAGCUCAGAGCUCCGUCUCCUGGACCUCUCCCACAACCUGUUACGCCAGGCCAGCCGGGACGAGUUUGGUUCCACGCGGGCCAAGACGCGCCUCUACAACAACCCGUGGCACUGCGACUGUACCCUGCAGGAGCUGAUGGAGACGUUAAAUCUAGAGCCGGAGACGGUCAACGGGAUCGUGUGUGAGAGCUCUGUGAGGAGCGCCGGGGAGGGGAGUCGCUGGGAGGAUCCAGGAGGGACAGCGGAGCACUCCGGUCAACCCCUGGUUAAGCUGCUUAACUCUGGGGUGAACUUCUGUAGUCUCCAGAGGAAGACAACGGAUGUAGCCAUGCUGGUGACCAUGUUCGUGUGGUUCUUCAUGGUCAUUGUUUAUGUGGUCUACUACGUGAGACAGAACCAGGCUGAGACCAGAAGACAUCUGGAGUAUCUGAAGAGUUUGCCCAGUCCGAGGAAAACACUCACGGAGACAGACACGAUAAGCACUGGUCUCUGAACUAUUUAUUUAUUGCCCUCAUUUAACAAGGUAAGUUAUUGAGAACACAUUAUUUUUAACAAAAACAACCCGACCAAGAGAAGGCCCAAGAGAAGGCCUAAGACGAGGCCCAAGAGAAGGCCUAAGACAAGGCCCAAGAGAAGGCCUAAGACGAGGCCCAAGAGAAGGCCUAAGACGAGGCCCAAGAGAAGGCCUAAGAGAAGGCCCAAGAGAAGGUCCAAGAUAAGGCCUAAGAGACUGCCUAAGAGAAGGCCUAAGAGAAGUCCCAAGAGAAAUCCCAAGAGAAGUCCCGACAUAAGGCCUAAGAGA